Messenger RNA from Erigeron canadensis, 3078 nucleotides. RefSeq names its product pentatricopeptide repeat-containing protein At4g02750. The transcript has 4 exons. NCBI's taxonomy places the organism in Eukaryota, Viridiplantae, Streptophyta, Magnoliopsida, Asterales, Asteraceae. Gene Ontology annotation, molecular function: zinc ion binding; protein binding; RNA binding. The coding region runs from base 30 to 2153 and encodes 707 amino acids. The record is from RefSeq and is a predicted model, not a curated record. Gene Ontology annotation, biological process: RNA modification.
UUGAAUGCAACACAAGUAUCACCAAUUAUAUGCGAAAUGGCCAAUGCGAUUCUGCUCUAUCCGUUUUUCGAAACAUGGCACGAAAGACUUCGGUCUCAUGGAACGCGAUGAUAUCCGGAUACUUGAUAAAUAACAGGUUCGAUCUCGCACGCCAACUGUUUGAUAAAAUGCCUCAACGAGAUUUGGUUUCUUGGAAUGUUAUGAUAAGUGGGUGUGUUAGAAAUGGGAAUUUAGGUGAUGCUAGGAAACUGUUUGAUCAAAUGCCUGUUAAAGAUUCGGUUUCUUGGAAUGCUUUGUUAUCUGGGUAUGCUCAGAAUGGUUAUGUGGAAGAAGCUAGGAUGGUUUUUGAACAAAUGCCAAAUAAGAAUUCUAUUUCGUGGAACGGGAUUCUUGCUGCUUAUGUGCAGAAUGGGAGGAUAGACGAUGCGUGUAAGUUGUUUGAGGAGAAUUCGGACUGGGAUGUGAUUUCUUGGAAUUGUUUGAUGGGUGGGUAUGUAAGGCAGAAGAAGCUGGUUGAUGCUAGAUUGCUUUUUGAUAGAAUGCCGGUCCGUGAUGAAGUGUCCUGGAAUACCAUGAUUUCGGGUUAUGCACAGAAUGGACGGUUAUAUGAAGCUCGUAAGUUGUUUGAUGAGUCUCCGGUUAAAGAUGUGUUUACAUGGACUGCAAUGGUGUCAGGUUAUGUGCAGAACGGUUUGAUGGAUGAAGCUAGAAGAGUUUUUAAUGAAAUGCCUGUAAAAAAUUCUGUUUCUUGGAAUGCGAUAAUUGCUGGUUAUGUGCGGUGUAAGAAUAUCGAUGUUGCAAAGGAGUUAUUUGAUGUAAUGCCUGGUAAAAAUGUUAGUUCCUGGAAUACUAUGAUUACUGGAUUUGCGCAGAGUGGUUUUAUUGAUCGUGCUAGGGAUUUAUUCGAGAAGAUGCCUCGUCGCGAUUGCAUUUCCUGGGGAGCAAUUAUUACAGGAUAUGCUCAUCUGGGUCAUAAUGAAGAGGCGUUGAGGUUGUUCGUUGACAUGAAGAGAAACGGAGAAAAGGCCAAUAGGUCCAUAUUUUCAUGCAUUUUGAGCACUUGUGCCGAGAUCACCACGUUAGAACUGGGAUACCAAUUACAUGCUCAACUUGUUAAGGUAGGGCUCGGAUCAGGAUGGUAUGUAGGCAAUGCAUUACUGUCCAUGUAUUGCAAAUGUGGAAACAUAGAUGAAGCCAAUGUUAUAUUCGAAGAAAUUUCUGACAAGGACAUAGUCUCAUGGAACACUAUCAUCGCUGGAUAUGCACGUCAUGGAUUUGGUAAAGAAGCUCUUAGAAUUUUUGAGUCAAUGAAGAGAAGUGGAGUCAAACCAGAUCAAGUAACUAUGGUUGGCGUGCUGUCUGCAUGCAGUCACAGUGGGAUGGUAGACAGAGGCACACACUACUUUUACACAAUGAAUCGUGAUUAUGGAAUAACUGCAAAUUCAAAACACUAUACAUGCAUGAUUGAUCUCCUCGGUCGAUCAGGGCGCUUAGAUGAAGCCCAGAAUCUGAUGAAAAAUAUGCCCUUUGAACCAGAUGGCGCUACAUGGGGUGCUCUGCUCGGUGCAAGCAGAAUUUAUGGCAAUACUGAAUUAGGGGAAAAAGCUGCUGAGAUGGUUAUCCAGAUGGAGCCUGAUAAUGCCGGAAUGUAUGUCCUUUUAUCAAAUUUAUAUGCAGCUUCAGGGAGAUGGGCAGAUGCUGGUGUAAUGAGAUUGAAAAUGAGGGACACGGGGGUAAAGAAAGUCCCAGGUUAUAGUUGGCUUGAAGCGCAAAACAAAAUCCACACGUUCUCAGUUGGGGAUACCACCCACCCUGAGACCGUUAGAAUAUAUGGUUAUCUUGAAGAAUUGGAUUUUAGAUUGAAACAAGAGGGUUAUAUUUCUUCUCCUAAGUUGGUUUUGCAUGAUGUUGAAGAGGAGGAAAAGGAGCAUAUGCUCAGAUACCAUAGUGAAAAGUUGGCGGUGGCAUUUGGGAUUCUUACUGUACAAGGUGGACGACCUAUUCGUGUAUUCAAGAAUUUAAGGGUCUGUGCUGACUGCCAUAGUGUGAUCAAACACAUAUCAAAGAUUGUGGGUAGGCUGAUAAUUGUGAGAGACUCUCAUCGUUUUCACCAUUUUAAGGACGGUGUAUGUUCUUGUGGGGAUUAUUGGUGAUGAUAGUAUGAGUGUAACACGAGAGUUUCAGAUAAACAAGAAAUGCGAUUGGUGAGCAACUAAUCAUGUAGUGUUCUCAGGUGGUUGAUAGUUCUUCAGCUUAAUGCGACUACGUGCAGUACCAAAAUGGCAGAUGUUCGAUGGAAUGGUGCCUUUUGACAUGGGAUAUAUCUGCGAUUGAAAGGAUCAACAUAAAUGGUGGUUGUAGUACUAAUGCUGGUGAUGGAAAUGAUAAUACUUGCGCCUAAGUAUGACUCUACUUUAUUGCUCUACCUAACGAUAUUGCAAACAAAUUAUUGUAUCUAUUAACAACUUCUACAGUUGGAAGCUUCUAGCAACUCAAAGUGUUGAGUGUAGAAGAAAGUGAGUGAAGGAAGAUGGAGAGCAGACAACACUCUCUGAAACUCUAUUCUUUCUUCUUUUAAAGUCUAUCAUAUUAGUAAAUGUACCAAAUCUGUUAAUGUUCUUUCGAAUGUAUAUGCUCUAAUGGUCCUUGUGGUAUAAAGAUUGAGCAAGAUCCAUGGUUGCCCACAAGGGAUGCUCUUUAUGUGAGGUCACUCGAAGAAAUUAUUGUUGAACACUACAAACAUAUAAAUCAUUGCAAGCAUAGUCUUGAAUCUGGCCUCAACUUUCAUUUGACCACUACAUCACCUAAGGCUCAAGUGAAUCUCAAGAUAAACCCAAGAUCAACUAGCUAGUUGGAGGUGGAAGUACCACGCUUUGUCAUAUUUUUAGCAAUUUGGUAAUCGGAUAAAGGUAGAAUGCUAAAUGAUAUAUUGAAGUUAGAAAUCCCAUAUGGUUAACCAAGCUCUUGAUGUCAUUUGUGUUUGAGUUAAGAUUUUUUAUUGGUCGAUUUGUAUUAUAAUUGCGAAGUUGUUUAUAUAUAUAUAUGUCAAAUGAAGUUGGCAAAAUAUUUCAAGUUGAA